Molecule: messenger RNA, 1878 nt
Organism: Cydia strobilella
Lineage: Eukaryota; Metazoa; Arthropoda; Insecta; Lepidoptera; Tortricidae
Product: mitochondrial import inner membrane translocase subunit TIM50-C-like
Exons: 7
Coding region: 92-1246 (384 amino acids)
Biological process (GO): protein import into mitochondrial matrix
Cellular component (GO): TIM23 mitochondrial import inner membrane translocase complex
Source: RefSeq, a predicted model, not a curated record
UAAUGACAACCCUUUCAGCUUCAGCGGUCAGCGGUUUCGUUUUGUGAUUGACAUUUGUUGUGUAAAAUAAAUGUGAAUUGGAAAAUUGAAAAUGUCGCUCCGAAAAGUACUUUUCCUAACAAAAGCAGUGUGUUGUAAUACAGUGAAGCUACAAAAGACUAGUUUCCCUCGGCAUAAUUUGUGUUUCGUUAGCGCUAAUUCCCUCAGAUUUUACGGCACCGAAAAUAUAGGUGAUAAAAACAAACAAUCAACACCUGAGAAGGUGGACAUUCUAGGACGGUUCUUCCCACAGAACCCAGUAGUGGAUGAGGCACAAAAAAUAAAAAAUGAACAAGAAAACUUUGAAAAGGAAAACAAGGAGAAAACGGAAGAGAAUGAGAAGAGCUGGCGCAGGAUGAAGAUUGGAUUUGCAGUAUUCGGUGGCGCCCUAACAGUAAUGGGUGGCUGCAUGGUGGUGGAGAUGGGGGCGCCGCGGCACGCUGAAGACGGCACGCUGCUCGAUGACGAGUUCUCGCACUUACCCGUACCUCUGCAGUACUUGAAGAGGACGUGGAAGGAGCUCACAUUCUAUGAGAAGAUGAUCAAAGAGCCGUCCCGAGAGAAACUGCUUCCGGAUCCGCUGCCACCGCAGUACCAGCCCACGUACACCCUCGUGCUGGAGUUCACAGACGUGCUGGUCCAUCCUGAUUGGUCCUACCAGACCGGCUGGAGGUUUAAAAAGCGUCCAGGCGUAGACCAGUUCCUUCAAACCGUGGCAGCAUCUGACUUCGAAGUGAUCAUCUUCACAUCCGAGAACGCGUUCAUGAUCUGGCCAGUGAUCGACAAACUAGACCCUGAGAAUAAGAUGAUCGCGUACAGGCUGUUCAGAGAUUCCACGCACUUUAUAGAUGGAGUUCAUGUUAAGAACCUGGAGGGUCUCAACCGGGAUUUGUCAAAGGUAAUCGUAGUAGACUGGAACAAACAAGCGACCAAGUUCCACCCGGAGAACGCGUUAAUCUUGCAAAAGUGGAAGGGCGCGGAUGACGACACUGCCUUACUCGACCUGGCCAACCUGCUGCAAACGAUCGCGAUGUCAUCAAUAUUGGACGUGCGCGACGUGCUGCGCUACUACAGCCAGUUCGACGACCCCAUCGCCGCCUUCCGCGACAACCAGCGCAAGCUCAUGGAGCAGAUGGAAGAGAGAGACAAACAACCGCCGGAGCCCACGCUCACCAAAAACUGGCUGCGGUCGUUCACGCGUCGCUAACUACUGAGGUCAAUACCCUUUCUAUACCACUACCAUGGACACGGUCACUGAUCAUUUGUAAACUUUAUUGCAACGAGAUAAGGACUAACAUUAGUCAGAAGUGUGUUCGACAGACAAGCCAUUGGUUUAAUUAGAAACAGAAUUGUAAACAAGGUCCAGCGUCGCUAGUGCUAUACAGUAGGGUGCUAUACAGUAGGUAAACUCGCGGGAGCCAACAUCUUCCGCGACGACCAGAGCAAGCUCAUGUUACAGAUGGAAGAGAGAGACAAACAACCGCCAGAGGCCACACUCACCAAAAACUGGCUGUGGUAGUUCCCGCGUCGCUAACUACUAGUCAUACCCUUUCGAUACCACUACCCUGGACACAGUUUAAAGCGAAAACCAUAGGUGGGAACGAAAGGCCCGAUCGCUGUGUCUCGCUCCAACCUAUGGUUGUCGCCUUAGCCGAAGCCAGUCGCGCAAUGUCGUGGCCAAGACGUGAUACUACAUCGUCGACACAGUUUACUGUAGGGCUUAUUGCAACGACAUAAGGUCUACCAAUGGUCAGAAGUGUGUACCACAAACAAGUUAUUGGUUUUUAGAAACGAAAUUAUUGUAAACGAGUGAAUAAGCGCUCGCUCACUCAAUUAUUG